This is a messenger RNA of Girardinichthys multiradiatus, 742 nucleotides long. It is a transcript of the gene c2h15orf61, whose product is annotated as chromosome 2 C15orf61 homolog. NCBI's taxonomy places the organism in Eukaryota, Metazoa, Chordata, Actinopteri, Cyprinodontiformes, Goodeidae. The transcript has 3 exons. The coding region runs from base 158 to 628 and encodes 156 amino acids. The record is from RefSeq and is a predicted model, not a curated record.
CAAUGUUUUUAGACGAGAAUGUAGUUGUGUAAACCUAAAAUAUCUGAUCAGUUUAUCAAGAAAUCGCUUAAUUACAGAAAUGCAGCGAUGUGUUCGUCCGCUGCCCCAACAGCCGCUCGCCUCACCAGCUGUCAGCUGACCGGGUGGUUGAGACGUCAUGAAGGAGUUUUUGCGGAGGAUACACAGCAUCUUUCUGCAGAUCGCUCUGUUUCCGAGCAGAUUCGGUAAAACAGGUCCAUGUCCAGCAGCUUCAGAGGUGUUGACCUGCCACCUGCAGCAGCGCAGACUCCCACCCUGGACUUCAUUUUGUGUGCGCUACAGCUCCAUCCACAACGACCAGUUUGGCCUGUCCAACUUUAACUGGAAAGUUCAGGGAUCCAAUUACCACAUACUGAGGACAGGCUGCUUCCCCUUUGUGAAAUAUCAUUGUACCAAAGCGCCUCAACAGAACCUGGACUUUGAAGACAAGUUUUUUACUAUGCUGAAAGUUAUUAAUUUGGGUAUCCCUUGUUUGGCCUAUGGCAUUGGCUGCUGGAUGGUGAUAGGAGCUGCAGAAACCGUACAGACGAGUGUUGGACCUGUCUCAGUUUAUUUUGCGUACAAAGAAGAAGAAGGUGCACAGUACUAAGUUCAUUACAGUUGUUUCAAAGGCAUUAAUGUCUACCAAGCUGCUGGAUUUUCUCCUCCUGAUACUGUUCUGCUGAGCCUCGAGGUGCCAUCUUACUGUUUGCCACUGGUGGUC